This is a messenger RNA of Protopterus annectens (West African lungfish), 2220 nucleotides long. RefSeq names its product metallophosphoesterase MPPED2-like. Gene Ontology annotation, molecular function: hydrolase activity. NCBI's taxonomy places the organism in Eukaryota, Metazoa, Chordata, Ceratodontiformes, Protopteridae. Bases 657 to 1682 code for a protein of 341 amino acids. The record is from RefSeq and is a predicted model, not a curated record. The transcript is spliced from 7 exons.
UAAUGUUCAAAAACUCCAAAAUUAGCACACCAAGGCAAUUAAAAAAAAACUGACAGCACCAUCGGCAUGUCAAUCAGGUCGGCACCGCCCACACCUGUGCGAAUGGCGUCCCCUGAAAAACACAAUGGCCAAAAAGAAAAUGAAGCGGACGAUUAAACAGUGCACUUAACCGGAAAGUCAAAAUUAUAAUUUCUCCAGUCUUUUGCCACAAAUAUUUUUAAAAAUUCCCAAUAAAGGGAUCAGAAUGCUAUAACUUGGUCUAUGGGGCUAAUCAAGCCAACAAAGUGUAAAGGAAUAACAAAUUAGAAAGUGCAAGGGAAGUCUCCGGCGAGAUGCUUACGCACUUAGUUAUCAUCUUUCUCCGAAAACACACACACGGGUGCACAAUGACAGUGCAAGUGUAAACUGUGAUGCAAGGGGACUUCCAGGUGCAUUUCUACAUUAGUGACGUUGUUGUUUUGAUGCUGUGCAAUCGAGUCCUAUACAUCAUUAAAAGCUGAGAGGAGUUGGGGUGUUUGAUUUUUUAUUCUCUCUCUCACCCUCCUUGUAUUAAAUCAUUUAAAUGAUGUUAUUUUAGGGUUACUUAUUAUUUCAACUUUUUGCUGUAAUUUCCUCACGAUCCAAACUAACACGGAAGUUAGGGAUCAUCUCCAGAGAUGAAAGGAGAGGCUGCAGAAUGUACGGCCAGAAAGGUGCCGAAGUAUUAUAGGAUGUCACCGGUCAUAGAAAAGAGCUCGUCCUUCAGCCUAUUUGAGCUUCAGCCUGAAACUCCAAAACUAAAGGACUAUGUAAGGUCCGUGUGCAUCUCUGAUACCCAUUUUGCAACUAAUAUUCCACUGCCUGAAGGGGAUGUUCUGAUCCAUGCAGGAGAUUUCUCAGAAUUAGGCAAACAACAUGAAAUUGAAAAGUUUUGUGCAUGGCUGGACACAUGUAAUUUUGAGAAGAAAAUAGUUAUUGCUGGCAACCAUGACUUAUCUCUUGAUAAACAGUACCUUGAGGAGGGCGGACUGUACUGCAAGUUUAUGAAUCUGGACCCUGGUUUUGAUGCUGUGUCCCUGGUGAGUAACAGCUGCACAUACCUACAAGAUUCCUUCACGACUGUUCAAGGAUUGAAGAUCUAUGGAUCUCCUUGGACACCAGUGUUUGGUGACUGGGGAUUUAACUUUCAUCGAGAUAAGCUCAUGGAGAAAUGGCAAAAGAUUCCCAGUGACACUGACAUUUUGAUAACUCAUGGCCCCCCUUAUGGUAUCUGUGAUGGAGUGCCCAAUGCUGGCCAUGCCGGAUGUGAAGCUUUAACAACUGUUGUAAAUAAAAUAAAACCAAUGUUACAUGUGUUUGGUCAUAUUCAUGAGGGAUAUGGACAUAUCUUUAAUGGAGAGACACUUUUUGUGAAUGCCUCGUGUCUUACCAGAGCACGAUUACCUAACAACUUACCAUUCGUAAUAGACCUGCCUGUUCCUUCCCAUAAUACCAGUAUUUCUUCAGAACCUUCCCUUAAUACCAAUAUUUCUUCAGAACCUUCCCAUAAUAUCAGUAUUACUUCAGAACCUUCCCAUAAUACCAAUAUUUCUUCAGAACCACAGGUUUCUAGACAGCUUACACCCAAACGAAAGAAGUGUUGUGGCCUUGGGGCUAUGAUGUCCUGCUUUUAUCACAGAUGUGGCAGAAGUUCCUCAUCAUGACACAGGAGAACAGUAUGACAGAGUCCAUUUCUGGGCUGAAAGCGGGGGCCCAGUACACAGGACUGGGACCUCUUUUAGUACUGCAUACCAGUAGAUGAAUCUGUUCGAACUUUGCCCAAUAGUUUACUCUAGUGUAUUUUAGGAUUUAACACAAUACUCAUGGUUAACUUUCCUUUGCUUAUUUUUGUUCACUGUGCAGGUUUGAUGCUAUAUCUCAGCAUUACAUUUGUGUUUUCAUACUCUACAAUGGUAUAUUAUUUCUCUAAGUGUUUUAUAUUAUGCUUAAUCCAUUAAGCUGCACAGUGUAAGGCUUCAUAGCUGUUUUUCUGAACAAAAAUGAGUUAUUUUAUAUAUCUCUUACAUUCAAGACUGUUAUUAAUGUAUUGUGUUGCACUCUGUUACUGCAGUGUUCUCCACAGCACAUAUUGCUUCCUAAGGUACAAACCAGUCUAACAGUAUGGACUGAGUAUUUGCACACAUUUCUGAAUGUCUUGUGUACAAGAAGAAACUCUGUAUUAAAUGGUAAUUGUUGGAUGCA